Pteropus alecto (black flying fox) is the source of this 2712-nucleotide messenger RNA. RefSeq names its product C1q and TNF related 6 (gene C1QTNF6). The transcript is spliced from 3 exons. The record is from RefSeq and is a predicted model, not a curated record. NCBI's taxonomy places the organism in Eukaryota, Metazoa, Chordata, Mammalia, Chiroptera, Pteropodidae. Gene Ontology annotation, molecular function: protein binding. The coding region runs from base 163 to 963 and encodes 266 amino acids.
UCUUGCCCGGCCUCCAUCCCUUACUCCCUCCCUCCUCGGCUGGGCCUGGGGGUCUGGGCCAGCAGUAACUUAUUAUUGCAGACAUGGGCCAAGGAUCCAGAGGCUGCCCCGAGGCCCGGGGUCCGUGAGCCGCUGUGCAAGGCUGCAGGACACAGGAUCGCCAUGGGGAUGGCUGUCCCGCACCUCCUCUGGGCAGUGCUCCUUCUUCCUCUCUGGGUUUUUGGGGUCCCCACUGAGGAGCCCACCUCUGGGGAAGCUGUAGCCUCCAGUCCCCCUGGGCACUGCCGACGGUGCUGUGACUCUGAGGAACUUCCAGCUCCUGCUGAUGCUGCAGAUGUGUCCUCGGCCUCACCGUCCAUCCUCCCAUAUGUGAUGCCUGAGGUCAGGCCAUAUGUCAACAUCACCAUCCUGAAGGGUGACAAAGGGGACCGGGGCCUGCUGGGCACGCCUGGGAAGCUGGGCAGGGAGGGUCCCCGGGGUGAGCGCGGUCCGCAGGGCACCAAAGGCGCCAAGGGGCAGGCGGGCAGCCCGGGCGGCCCGUGCCAGAUGCGCUUCUCUGCCUUUUCGGUGGGCCGCAAGACGGCCCUGCACAGCAGCGAAGGCUUCCAGCCGCUGCUCUUCGAUACGGUCUUCGUCAACCCGGAUGGGCACUUCGACCUGGCCGCCGGCCACUUUGUCGCCCCCCUGCGCGGGCUCUACUUCUUCAGCCUCAACGUGCACAGCUGGAACUUCAAGGAGACCUACGUGCACGUUGUGCACAACGAGGAGGCGGCCGUCAUCCUGUACGCACAGCCCAGCGACCGCAGCAUCAUGCAGAGCCAGAGCGUGAUGCUGGCGCUGGAGCCGGGGGACCGCGUGUGGGCGCGGCUCUUCAAGCGCGAGCGUGAGAAUGCGGUAUACAGCGAUGACGUUGACACCUACAUCACCUUCAGCGGCCACCUCAUCAAGCCCGAGGAUGAUUAGAGCCUCCGGCGGGGCAGCCCCGGUGCAGGGUGGCCGUGGGCACGUCCCAUCCCCCACAGGGCCUCGGUGCGCGCCCCUGUAAAGGGGGCCGCGCGGGGCCUGGCGUUCCUGAAGUCCCCUCUUCUUUCCUUCCCUCGCAGUCUGUUUCUGCCCGUCUCCUGUCUUGGAUGCAUUUUAAGUGGCGGUGGAACCUAAACAUUCUAGAACUUUCCCAGCCUUUUAGACCAGUGCUUCUCAAACUGGUUUUGGGAAUAUGCUUAUGAAUCCUUUGAGGAUCAUGCUGAAAUGCAGAUUCUGAUCCAGCAAGCUUGGGGCGGGCCCGGGAUCCUGCACUUCUAAUGGGUUUCUGGGUGACGCCGAUGCUGCUGGUCUGCAGAACCCAUUGGAGUAACUGGACUCUGGUUCUUUCACAACAUUCUAGUACUUCCUGAACAUUCUGGAAUCCUCCAAGGAUUCUAGAAUCUUCCCAACAUCCUUAAAUUUUCUCAUUUCUCUGUCUCGCCCCUCCCCCUUCUCACUCCCUUCUGCACCCCUAUCUGUGCAGCUGAUGCUCACUUAUUCUACACCCAACACUCACCGGGCGCUCACUCUGUGCCAGGCCCCGGGAAAGCUGGGGGUGAAUCGGAGGCAGGCCCGGCUCUGGAGAGAAUGCGGUCCAGCUGGGGUGGGGAGAUGUGGAAGGUUUCUGAGCCUGACGCGGAGAAUCGCAUGGGACUCAUCACAUACGUCUGGGUUCUGGGAGUUCAGACUCUGGCCUUUCAUUCCCCACCGCUCCCCAAGGCUGAUGGGACAGGGUCCCCGAGGUGGGGAGUGUUCCCUGCCUACUCCUCUUCUUCCUGACCAAUGUCCAUCAUUAAAGCAGACCUCUGACGGCCUUGGUCAGGUCAAGGGUGCUGUGAGGAGAGGACCCAGGGGCUCGGGGGCAUUUGGGAGUGAAGGGGGCCCCUGUGGAAGGGAGCACAGACCCAUACAGGCCCACAGGGCUCAUAUGAGCACCUGCGAGGACUUCUUCACCCCCUCCCGCCCUGCUCCCGGGACUCUGUCAAGGCCUUGCUCAGCCCGUCCUGCCGAAGGAGCAUGGGCCUCAGUUCUCCCAGGCUCCCAGCCACUGGUAGACACCGAUGUCUGUCCCCAGGUGCUCUCUGACCCUCCUUGGCCCCUCUUGCCAGUGCCAUACCCCUGGCUUUCCAAACUUUAAGGUGCUGAGGCCCUGGUGGGCAGCUCACGCCCAGCAGCGUCUCUCUGGCUUGGUGCUGCCUUUAGAAAUGGCACUGGGCAAUGGGCCAGGACAGAAGGCACCAAGCUUUGGACCCCUCAGCAGGUCUGGGGAACUGAAGCAGGCAAAAUUUCAGGUCAGUCAGGAGGACCCUCCUCUGAGCCAUGUUGCCAAGAGAGGUAUUGGGAGAGACCCAGGCCAAAUAAGGGACAUCAGGCUUUCUGUACCUUCUCCCACUCCCAGGGUGGGGCAGCCUGGCAAGCCCCGGCCUUCCUCUUCUCCCACCCACGUGGCCUGACCCUCUUCUCAGAAGGAGGCAGCCUCCACCCAUUGGUGCUUAUGCCGACUUUGGGCAGAGGGGUCUGGUGGUGGUCUCUGGUGCUCACUCACAGCCGAGGGAGCCAUGGCUGUGUGGCUGGUGAUGGCAGCCGGGCCUGACCAAGUGGAAAGGCCGGUGCUAUGCAACCACUCCCAGCCCAUCUGCACCCUGCCCUGCUUGUCCAGCGUGAUUAAAGUUUUUGUGUCUUCUUGGA